AUGGACGUGUAUGAGAAUCCAUUACGCCAAUUAAUUGAAAUUAAUAAUAAUAAUAAUAAUAAACAUGAUAGUCAAUUUAUGUACGACUUGAUUGAACUAACAUUGGAAAAAAUUACUAUUACCGAAAAAGAUAUUUUUGAGGAUACGUUCGUACGACCAAUGAAAUCAACAUUCAUUUACUCUGUCUUAUUUAAUGAUUGUUUUCGAACAUUAUCUAUUUAUGUGAAAGUUGUUCAACAAAUGGGCACUAUGUGGACAUCCUGGGAAGAAUACGGAUUAUGUGCUAAUUAUAUAUUGGCUUGGGAAAAGCAAAACAGUGAACAAAGAGAAAUAACCAAUCAUUUGUGGAACUUGAUUCAAGUGAUAAAACAAAGACAAUGCUCAUUUGAAAUAAUGCUUGAAGAAGCCAGCAAGGAACUAAAUGCUAAGAAAAGUAUUUGUGAAAUGAUUCAAUCGUGUGUCAGUGAAUAUUGUCAAAACGCAAAUGAUAAAGAAGAUCUUGUUAAUCAUGCACAAAACAUACUAAAACAGCUUAUGACAGAUCCUGUAUGUUCUGUUGAAAUCCAUUCAGAGAUUAUAGCACUUGCUAAAUACGCUCAAGAACUCAUGCCAUACUCGAAAUGUCAACUUUGGCAAAGUUUUCUUACAAACUAUCAAAAUUUAAACACAGCUGUUAUGACUAGUGAAGAAAUAGAUUUAACAAAGAUUGAACCUGAAAGAAAAGAUGAUGAUUUCUCUUUAUCUCAUUCAAAAUCUUGUUUCUCAAUCUUACAAGCGGAUGCAAAACUAUUUCAUAUAUUUAUCGAUCAAUUGAUACGUAAUUGUUCUAAGUGGGAAAUUCUACCUAUUUCACAAUCAAGCAAACUUUUUCCUAACAUGUAUAAUGACUUGGGCCCCUUAAAACAUAAAUUUAAUGUUGAUGUUAUUGAAUUUUUCACAACAUUAUUCGACUAUAGUAAAAACUUGAGUCAUGUUAAUCAUAUUUGCCAAGGAUGCAUAAAUUUAUUUGAUCUAUUUCAAAUUCAACUUGACGAUAGUAAAACUAUGCUUACUGAUGUAUUACAAAUGAAUGAAAAUACCAAUGGGAAAACUUUUUUAACCAUUUAUCAAACUUUUCGUCAGCAUUUUUAUGAUCGUUACUCAGCAAAAAUGAACAAAAUGUUCUUUUACUAUGAUUCAGCCAUUGAGCUUAUAAAAUUUCUUUAUCCUCUUUCUACAUCCGAUGUUGACAAUCUACGUGAAACAGUUAAUGAUUGGGAUGAAACAUUAAUCAAUACAAAAACAGUUCUCGAUUUAGUCAUAUUGAAAACAUUUCUAGAUCAACUUAAUGAUAGAAUAAAAAGGAUUCAACAAAAAUCAUCAUCGAUUCUUACAUUGGAUCAAAUUACAGCUUGUUUUGAAGGUUUAUUGGAAGAUGAUCAAUCAAAAAUAAUAUUUGAAUACUUCGAGUCUUGUCAUCUAUUAUUACCUAGCAUCCAACAUAUUUAUAUGAAUUUGACAGAUAGGAGACUUUCAAAACGACGACAAAUUUUAAACAUUAUGAAAAAUAUUUCAUUUAGUUUUAAAAGUCUUGGUCAACAAGAACUCAAAGAAUCUUAUGAAUUAAAUUAUAAUUAUGACAUUACAAUAAAUUUCAAUGAACUUAGUGAUCUUCGUGAUCGUGCACGACUUAUCGAAUAUUCUAAUAGACUUAAAACACAAAAUGAUACAGAACAAGAUACUGAAAUGCUUCAUUCAUUCGUUUCUUUUGUUGAUACUAUUGAAAAUAUAAUCAAAAACUUGACACAACUCAAUAUGGUUGGUUAUCCUUGUGUUCAAUCUCUUCUAGAAUCAAGCAAAACUUUUACAUGCAUCGAAGGUAAAUAUAAUGAAUUGAUUGAAUUUGAACAGACAAUUGAAAAAUUACGAGUUGAAUGGGAAUAUCAUUUAUGUGAAUUAUACAAAGAACAUAUAUCAUUAACUUAUUUUUUUUAUCAACAAUUUUGGAUAAUUGAACGUUAUUUAUACAAUCGAACAAUAUUUAUCAAUAAUGCUUAUCAUUUGCUUAAGUAUAUUGGCAUACAGCCUGAACUAAUUCAAUACGAUUUCCUACUCGAUAUGAACGAAGAUCCGGUGAAUCGUCUUAAGAAAGUUGGUCAAGUAUUGUCAAUUCAAAAAACUAAAUCAAUAGAAACAGCUGAACAAAAACUUCCGACUAAUAAUACAAUACUAUUAGUUCAAACAUCCGAUGAAGGUAUCAUGCGUGCUAUACUUUCUCUUUUUACGUUUGUUCAAGUAUCAGCUAGAUUUAAUCAAUUAUUUUAUUGUACAGAAAGAACAACUUGGAUGGAAAUGCGAGCAUUUGCCUAUCGUUGUUUCUAUUCAGAAAAAUUUCAUCAACUCAUUCGACCGGAACUGUUAACAUUAUCAGUUCAGGAUAAGUUUAUUGAACUUUUACAUCAAAUGAUUCGUUCACAACCAGAUCGUCAUUUUCAAUUUGGAAUUAUAACUACAUCAUCAAAUAUAAAUCAGCAAUUAAUUAAUAGUUUGAAAGCUUUAGAACUUGUCCACGAGAUCUAUGAUUAUCAAAUGUUGAAUAAAACAAAACUCAAAGAAGAAAUUGAGAAAUUAAAUGAAAAAAAUUGUUUUCUCGUCACAUCGCAUAUUGCUGGUCUUGGCAAAUCGACUACCAUCCGAAAUAUAAUACAUAAUUCUGGUAAAGAACACAUCAAAUUUCCGAUUAGUGGUAACAUCGAUAUGGAAAGUUUGAUGACACGUUUUUGCAAUUGUGUAAAUGAUUCAUCAUCAUCAUCAAAAAUAGCUAUUCAUAUCGAUAUUGGCGUUAUUCAUGAUAUUAACCAAUUAAAUAAAUUUCUAUAUUCUGUUAUACUAUUUCGUAGUUUUCGUUGUGAAUCAAUGGCUAUCAAUGUUGAUGUUGAUGUACCAAUAUACAUCGAACUUGAUUCAUCUCCACAAAUGACGAGUCUAUUUGAGAAAAUAAUUAUUUUACAAAAUCUUGAGAAAAUUGGAAUUUUUCGUAUUGACUGGAAGCAAAUGGAUAUUAAUCAUUUAUCAGGAAUUCAAUUAGUUGUUAAUUAUCUUCAAUCAAUCUACGAUAACAAAAUCAAUCGAGUAGAUAUCAAUGAACAAACAUUGACAAAACUCGAUACAGUUACUUGUUCAAAACUCUUACAAGAACAAUUUAUGAGCCACAAAGAUGAUAAACAAAUCAGUUGGACACAACUAAAAAUUUUAGUGACAAUAUAUCAUUAUUUAUUUUCGGGUUUCUCCAAAUCUGGCUAUUUUCUUUCUGAAUUUACAAAAGAUUCAUCACUUCGCAUGGAUAUUCUUCAACAUCUAUUGAACUCAUCUGAUCAAUUUACAUCGUUGUCAGUUGAAUCUGUACGAAAAAAUCAACGUUCAAAAAACAAUGCUAAUCUUAAACUGGACGAAGCAAUUAUUCGAUGGGAUAAAUUACAACCAUUUACAGUUAUAUUUACUGAUUCGAAUGAUCCAUUAUUUGUCUAUAAAAAAACAAAUGAUGUACCACGUUCACUAACUGAUGCAGUUACAAUACCAGUUCGAAAACGUUUUUUUGAUAGAUUUUUAUUUUUGAAUAGAUCCAAUGUUGAAGAAAAAAAACAAAAACAACAAGAAUUACUAUUUCCAGAUCAUAACAAGCUCAAACAUUCGGAUUUCUUCAUAAGACUUGCAUCAUUAUCAACAAAAUAUUUUAUUAAAUCAGUGUGUAACAUUUGUUUUAAGCAGCAUGAAUACGACGAUGAAAUAUGUAUAAAUUGUGGAACCAAAAGUAAAUUACUUCGACCUAUAAAAGAAAAAGAAUUCAAAGAUUCAGAUAUCAUGGAAUUUCAAUUGAAGAUUGCAAAUAUAUUCGAAAAAGAGUAUAUAUGGACAGCAGAUAAUUAUAUUAAAGCACUAUUAAUAUAUUUACGGGUACAAUGUCAUCUUCCUGUUAUACUUAUCGGUGAAACAGGUAAUAUUAAGUAUCCAUGCAAUCUUCCAUUAUCCUAA
Molecule: messenger RNA, 4011 nt
Organism: Rotaria sp. Silwood2
Lineage: Eukaryota; Metazoa; Rotifera; Eurotatoria; Philodinida; Philodinidae
Source: the annotation of a GenBank genome assembly